AUGGCCACUACAUAUGAAAGAUUCCCAUUCCAUGAACCCGGUACAGGACCAGAGUCCAUGACAACAGCGUCAGAGAACCCACCAGCUUACGACUCCCUCUCACACGACGGCCUGCGGCGGCCCAGCAUGGGGAAAUGCUUUUUGCAAUGGUUCUGGCCAGCAUGGAUGAUCGACGGCGCGAAACCACACGACACCACCGAUCCAUCAAGGACUCAGCACAACUACCCACAGACUAGCUCUUGCUCUCGAAAGACCAGCCGCGAAUCUGCAUCUUCGCAGCGACCCGGAACACAGACGCAGGAACAGUCCCUGGCCGACACGGAUGAGGAAAACCCCGCAUGCAAGGCGUGUCGGACGUGGGGCGUUUCGUGUGACCGCCAGCGCCCGCGCUGCUCGCACUGUCUCGACCAGCAGAUCCUAUGCUUCUAUGUAGCACCGUUACGGAAGACGAUGAAGAAAUCGAGCAAGUCGCGAUCCUCGCGAACUCAAACAGAGGCGCCGUUGCGUCUGCAGGAGAGGUGCUGCUGA
Messenger RNA from Aspergillus clavatus NRRL 1, 528 nucleotides. RefSeq names its product C6 zinc finger domain protein. Gene Ontology annotation, molecular function: zinc ion binding; DNA-binding transcription factor activity, RNA polymerase II-specific. The record is from RefSeq and is a predicted model, not a curated record. Gene Ontology annotation, biological process: regulation of DNA-templated transcription. The transcript is spliced from 2 exons. Bases 1 to 528 code for a protein of 175 amino acids. NCBI's taxonomy places the organism in Eukaryota, Fungi, Ascomycota, Eurotiomycetes, Eurotiales, Aspergillaceae.